Saccostrea echinata is the source of this 7916-nucleotide messenger RNA. Its product is annotated as E3 ubiquitin-protein ligase UBR2-like. Gene Ontology annotation, molecular function: zinc ion binding; ubiquitin protein ligase activity. The coding region runs from base 102 to 5378 and encodes 1758 amino acids. Gene Ontology annotation, cellular component: cytoplasm; ubiquitin ligase complex. Lineage: Eukaryota; Metazoa; Mollusca; Bivalvia; Ostreida; Ostreidae. Gene Ontology annotation, biological process: protein ubiquitination; ubiquitin-dependent protein catabolic process via the N-end rule pathway. The record is from RefSeq and is a predicted model, not a curated record. The transcript has 46 exons.
CAAUAUGGUCAGGGGAUUUGAAACGCUUGUAAACAAAGAGCGUUACGUUGCGGAAAAGAAGGUGAUACGCAUAUUUGGUAAAAUAACCAAAAUUAUGGAAAAUGGCUAUGAGAAAUGUAUUUUCGACGCCUGAGUAUAGACAAGACAGAUUGUUGGAGGAAUGGUUGACUAGCUGUAAACAGGGAAACCUUCUAUCUGCUUUGAAGAAACAUUGGAAAACAUUUGUUCUCUGUGUCUAUGGUAACAGCCAUGAUGCAGCUAAAGAAGAACGCCUGGGGAAAAAGUUCUUGUUUCGACCAAUGGAAUAUUUUCUUUGUCAAAAAGAUCCAGAGGUUGUAUUUGAGGAACUCCAGGCCAAGAAUAUGCCAUCACAGCUCUGUGGAAAGGUCUUUAAAACAGGAGAACCAACCUAUUCAUGCAGAGACUGUGCAAAUGAUCCCACAUGUGUUCUCUGUAUAGACUGCUUCCAGAAUGGUGCACACAAAAACCACAGAUACAAGAUGAAUACCUCUGGGGGUGGUGGGUACUGUGAUUGUGGGGAUCAAGAAGCCUGGACUUCACACCCCUUCUGUGACCUACAUUCUCCAAAGGAGGCCAGCCAAGAUGAGAGGAAUGCUAUAGAGACACUUCCUGUGGACCUGACGGACAGGGCCAGUGCUCUGUUCAUGGCCACCCUGAGGUACAUUGUGGAGUUGCUGACGUGGAGCCAGUGUGAUAAUCUGCCAUCUGAUCUACAGCCAGAAGGAGAACUCAGUGAUACCUACAUCACUAUGUUGUUCAAUGAUGAGGUUCACACAUACGAUCAGGUAAUAAAAACACUACAAAGAGCUGUCAAAAACUGUACUGCACAACAGGCUCGGGAGUUUGCUACACUUGUUGAUAGAGAGGGCCGAGCCACUGUGUAUUCUGGAUGUUUUGCCUCCUGUGAACAGUGUAGAACUAUAAUAGAUCAAAGCACCUCCAGGCAUGGAAGCAAACCUUUGAAGGUCCAAGUGAUGCACACAGUUGUAGUGGCACACCAGACUUUCUGCCUUAAACUCAUGGUGUGGCUCCAGAAAAUGAUUGAAAAAUCAGAUGGACUACGUAGAUUGUUUUGUCUCCUGAGUAUGAAGCCCCAGGAGGAUGGCCAGUCUUUGAUGGAGAAACUGCUGCUCCAUGACACACAACUAUGGAAAGUGGCAAGAAUAUUGAGUCACCAGCUUCUGAUGGCUGGAGUUUUAAUGGAUCAAGAAUGCAAGAAACAGUUUGCUGUUAUUUUCACAAAGCAUUAUUCCAUGCUAAUGUCGGAGUUUUUGCUGGACACCCAUUAUCGCCCAGUCUCGAUUACCUCUCUCUCUGUUCAAAUUUUUGCCGUAGGAACAGUGGCUCGGAUGCUGGUAACAGAUCACGAUUUGUUGAAUGUUAUUCUUGUCCCAUUCCUGGAGGCAUGCCAGGAAAAGAGAAAUGCUCAUGGUGUCCUGUCCUUGAAUAAAGCUGAACGGAACCCUUCAUUCAAACGAGCUUGCUUUAUGUUGUACGAUCUCAAGUAUGCCCUGAUCUGUAAACCUGGGCCAGAUGAGUGGAAUGACAAACUAAGGGACAGUUUUCUCAGGGGACAUGAGUCUUUUCUAAGACUUCUGAAAAUUAUGCAGGGUAUGGAUGAAGUCAAGCGGCAGACAGGAAUGCACCUGGAGUAUGAACCAGAGUGGGAGGGAGCCUUUAACCUUCAGAUGAGGGUUGAUGAUGUCAUUGCCUCAUUUACAGAAUGGUGCAGCACUGAUAGGACUGUAUUUAUUGAAGCAUACAAGAAAGCUGCCCAGAUGUUAUUAGAGUGUAGAGACACGACUCAGAAAUCAGAGCAACAGACAGUUUGCGGACACACUGUGAAGUGUAUAAAGUAUGACGUUCAAAGUCAGCCUGUAUCGAUUCAUCUCCCUCUCACUCGGUAUCUUGCAGGUCUUCUUGUGAAUAUGGGAAAGUUCGACCUACAGUUUGGAUGUCCAGAACUGAGUGUCAAGAAUCUGGACCCUGUAAGGAUGAUUGAGCCCCCGUUGAGAGUACAAGUCAUGAUUGCUCAGAGCCAAGCUGGACUUUGGAGGAGAAAUGGAUAUGCACUUCUUAACCAGAUUUAUUUUUACCAUAAUGUAAAGUGUAGACAGGAGAUGUAUGACAAGGACAUUAUGAUGCUUCAGAUUGGAGCUUCAGUUCUCGAGAGUAAUGAGUUCCUGAUUCAUUUACUGAACAGAUAUGGACUACUCGUUUGGAUAAAACCUGAGUACGAUGUGCCCACGGGACAAGAUGACAAUGUACGCCAGACUAUCAUGUUAGCUGAGGAAUUUCUAAACCUAGUGCUUAUUAUAUUAGGUGAGAGAUAUGUACCUGGACUAGGGCAGGUGACCAGGGAGGAUACUCUCAAAAGGGAGAUAAUCCAUCUCUUGUGCAUUUCUCCUAUGUCAAACAGUGAGCUGUCCAAACAUUUACCAGAUAAUACCAACAUGGAGGCAGGCAUAGAGGAUGCUAUUCAUGCAGUUGCAAACUUUCGAAAACCAGCCUCCACUAUAGGAACAGCAGGAUCUGGAAAGUUUGAACUGAAGAAAGAAUGUUACAAAGAAUUCAACCCCUAUUUUUACCAUUUCUGUCGGACUGACCAAUCACAGGCAGAAGAGACACAAAUUAAAAGAAAGAAAGAAGAAAAGUCUGAAAGUCAUGCCCUCCCUCCUCCCGUUCCUCCACGUUUCACCUCCCAGUUUGAGAGGAUCUCAAACCUCCUCCAGUGUGAUGUCAUGGUGCACAUCCUCAGCCUUAUUCUACAGAGAAGUGUGGCGACACGAUCACGAUCGUGGUCCGAGACUCAACUGGAUAGGAUUUUGCAUUUGAUUGGAUUAGCACUUCAUGAACAAAGACGAAAUAUUCAAGAUGGGCAUCAUGGCUUUGAUUUCAUUGGCAAGGCUAUGAGAGGUGAACCAAAUUUGAUGCAGUUACUGGAGUCAUUAGUGGCCGAUCCUAAGAAUAUUUCCCAUGAUUCAACCAAGGAUUUGUUGUCUUGGAUCCUUAAGAAAUUCGUUGAGGUGAGGCAGAUGACAAGUUCAGCCGAGGCUCAGAGUCCUUUUGAACAGGUCAGCUCCUUUAGCAAGGAAGAGAAUGAGGCAGCCAAGAAAAGAAAAGCCAGGCUGGCAGCCAAAAGAAAAGAGAAAAUUAUUGCCAAAAUUUCCCAAAUGCAGCAGAACUUUAUCCGAGACAAUGCUGAUUUGUUUGAAUCAACCGAUGCUGAUACCUCUCUUACCCGUGGUACUUCUGAAAUGGACAUCAGUGAGAGUGCACAUCAUGAAACACCAGUGGCUCUGGGCAAGUACAGAAGUACUCCAUGUAGCAUAGGCAUUACCAAGGCAACCUGCAUUCUGUGUCAAGAAGAACAGGAAAUCUCACACAAUUCAAGGGCCAUGGUGCUGGCUGGAUUUGUGCAGAGAUCAACCGUGAUGUCCCAAUGUAAAAGCAAAGAGUUUCCAGAUGGUGAAAACUUUGAUCCUCUCUUCACAAGUUCAGAUCUCUUUGUAGGAACUUUUACUAACUCCUGUGGUCACACAAUGCAUGCUGACUGCUGGCAGAGUUUCUUCCAAGCCAUUCUAGUCAAGGAGAGACGUCGCCUGUCGCGGAUCCCCCACUCCCUGAGUUAUAACAUUGUACAGUUAGAGUAUCUGUGUCCUCUCUGUGAGAGCCUAAGCAAUACUGUGAUACCCCUGAUACCUGCUCUACAUAGCCUUGUCUCUGACAGUGAUAUAAGCAGUGUAGAUUUGGGUUUUGGAGACUGGUUAGAUGGGUUGCAAAAAACAGUAGAGAAGUCAACUAAACAAGACAAAAUUGCCAGUAAAGAUGACCCCUUUCCACUUCUGCCUUGUCCUCUGAGCAGUAUUACCAAACUGAUGGCAGAUAGUGUGGCCAGCAAUUUCCAAUUACUGUGGCAUUAUGUCAGCAACACAUCAGGUGGUCGAUUCAGUGAAAGUUUGGAGGAAAUGAUGAAAAAGUUUGCAAAAGAUGUAUACUCAUUUGGUUUGAGUGUAGAUCCAGACGACAUUAACUCCAGGAUCCCUAUCAUGGCCUGGAAUACAUGUGCAUACACGAUUAUCAACCUUGAGCAGUACCUGAGAGACGAGAUGAAGCCAUUGUUUGGUACCUCUCCCUCCAGAAAUGUAGACUGUAUCAACGCUCUGGUCAAAUUUGCUGCCGUGUGUGGUCAGGUCAUGCCCCAGGAAGUCAUUAAGAAGCAUUGCCUGAGGCUACUUUCAGGAUUACUGACUGGUGGUCUAGAGAAGAGCAAAGAUCCCCAGUGUAUACUGGAUAUUGACCUCUUCCACUACCUCACUGCAGUCACGAUGGCAUUACCCAGCCUCUACACAGAGGGAGCCACAUCCAGCAGUCUCCCACUGAACAGCCUGAAUAACCAGUAUAUACUGCAGCUGGUCCUGACAGCACACGUAGUACAGGCCAUGCUUCUGUAUGAUAAACCAACCGAGAGUGAAGAUCAAGCUGACAUGGAAAUGGAAAGUGAUGUGGAGUCUAUUGCCCUCAUGUCUAUUUAUACAGAAAUCAGGAGAAAAGCAGGAUGUCUACCACCCAGUAAUUCAGACCCAUUACCUUGGCAACUGUCAAGACAUAUAAAUGAUGCUGUCCUGCCAUUUCUGAGAUGUGCCACUGUACUGUAUCACAAUCUGACUGGGGUACCUAUUCCAGCCAGGCUUCAAGACUGGACAGAGGAGAUGGAGCCUUUCUGUUCCUACCUCUCACUGCCAAGUAAUUUCUCAGAACUAUUCCUCAACCAAGGGGACCUUCUAGAUGGAUUACUCAAUCAAUGGUGCAUUAGUGACAUCCUGAGGUCAAGGUUAUCUUCUGCUACAUCUCAGUCCCUGGUGUCUUAUCCUCUACCUGUCAAUCAUCUUAUUGAUCUACCAAAUGACUACAGCCAACUGAUCAAUCAAAUCUCCUCAUUCACAUGUCCCAGUUCUAAUGGCAAUGACAGCCAGCUGCCCACCAUGUGUUUAGUGUGUGGGGUUGUUGUUUGCUCUCAGAGCUACUGUUGUCAGACAGAGGUUAAAGACACCAAAGUAGGUGCGGCCACUGAGCACACACUCAGGUGUGGAGCCGGCGUGGGGAUCCUGCUCAGGGUUCGAGAGUGUCAGAUAGUUCUCUUAGCUGGAACGAAAGGUUGCUUCAUCCCAGCUCCUUAUGUUGAUAGCUAUGGAGAGACAGAUCAGGGCUUAAGACGAGGCAACCCCCUUCAUUUGUGUAAAGACAGUUACAAAAACUUACAGAAGAUGUGGUUCACACAUUGCAUCCCCGAGACAGUGGCCCACAACAUAGAAUCUCAUAUGAACUUGAUGAGCAUCCACUGGCAGCAUCUUUGAUGAUACUGCCCUUAUAGGUAUUAGCCAGCAAGUCUUUGGUGUCAUAGAGAAUUGACAGGGAGAGGACAUAAGUGGAAAGCAAAACCUUGAGUCAUAUGAUAAACAAAAUACAGAACGGUGUGCAAGGGGACAAAGUAAAAAUACAUGUAAAUCAGUUAUCUAUUAUCUACUUUAUAUUUGGUGUGUUGGCAAUUUUUGUGCUAUAUCACUUGCUAAAUUUUGUCUAUUCUAUUUUAUUUUAAAACAAUGUGGUUAAGAUUAUUGAGAGAUUGCAUGCAGAUUUGUUUUCUUUUUUGGUAAAGGUAGUACCGGUAUAUAUUUAUGUGGGGAUUACUGUAUAAACCAAAAGUUUCCUAUCCAAGAUUUAAGUAAAUAUUCUUCUGUGUGAAGGACUAGGAGUGAUUUUAGAAUUUACAGACUUCUAAAUUCAUUACUUAGAGCUAAUCUGUCCAUUCAAAAAAGAGAAAUUGAGGGCAAUUACAUGUACAUGUAGACAGAGAUAUAGCAUAUAUUUUAUCAAGUUAUAAAAACAGAUGGAAAUACAAUGUAGUCCAUUGAUGCCUGCAAUGUUACAAUGUUUCAUGCAUUUAUAUGGAGUGCAUUAUGUUCAGAAAUACAUAUCAUAACGGGCUCAGGAGGUAGGAAAACCAGCAUUUUGGGAUUGUAGCUAAUACAUGUAGUUAUGUUUUUUUUUAAUUUUGGCUUUGACUGCAAGUUUUUCAAGUUUUAACCCUCAGUUGUGCUGUCAAACAAAAAGUACUAUGAUAUUAUAAAACACAAAAAAGAUAUUCAAGAUAUGAUGAAUGUUAAAUGUAUAAUGAAUUCCUUAAAGUGCUGAAAAAUAAUGUGCAAUGUGUUUUUUGAAGAUACCUGAACAAUUUUUUUUGUAGAUUUCUAUUGUUUUUCUGUAAUUGAUGCAGUUCAGAGAGCAUGACAAGUUAAUUUGAUCACUUUUUUUGUCAUGACUAGCAUAAGUAAUUAAUAUUUCUUACUUGUUUAAUGGAAUGUUAUUUUUUCUCAUUAGUGCUUUUUUGUUGCCGAUUUUCUUUGUUGGUGUAUAUAUAUAUUACUCUAUUUUAAACAAGUCAGUGUAAACAUGGAUAUUUUUGUGGGUUGUUAAUUACCAUGGAUCAGUAGAGUAACCAUAUGCAUGAGGACUUUAUUUCCAUGAUACCAGUGUAACUUAUAUUGUUUAUGCAGAAUACGACAUGCCUGAAGGAACUGGAGUGUGUAGAGAUAUAUUAUCAUGAAAGUUUUGUUUAUUUUUUUUUUUUUUUGGCAGAGUAACAUUUAAUUAGACCCAUGCAUACAUUUCUACAUGUACAGUAUCUCAUGUCCUGAUUCCUACACCUUAUGACAGAUAAUAUUCAUCUUUUGACAAGCCUUUUUAUAUGAUGUUUGAUAUUAAAGCUAUUGAAGCUAAACGUCUAUGUUAUUUCAAUAUAACUUUGGUCAUAAUUUGUGUACAUGUAUAUCGAAACAUUAAGCUGUUGAUGAUUGAUUUUUUUAAAUGCAGAUUAUAAAUACAUGUAGCUUCUUAAUGUUCAGAUUAAUGAGCAAUAUAUACUUUAUACAAUUGUGUUGUUCAUGGUUUAUGGGGAUGUUAAAAUUUCAAUAAUUUACCCUGAUGACACUAUUUACUCUGUUUUUUUACUCUCAGUUUUAUUUGCAAAAAUUCCAGUCAUGUGUGAAGAAAUGUGUACAAUGUUUUACAAAAAAAACCUCCAAAAAUAUGAGCAAGUCUUUCACUAGAAAUUGAUUUCAGUAACCACUAAUGAUUUAAAUUACUAAUGAUAUAUUGUAGCAUUACAGGGUGAAAUUUUAUCCAUUAAUAUAAUAUAAUUAAUAUAAUAUAUCAUUAGUGAUAUAAUUGUAUCAUUAGUGAUAUAAUUGUAUCAUUAGUGUUAUAAUUGUAUCAGUGAUAUAAUUGUAUCAUUAAUGAUAUAAUUGUAUCAUUAGUGAUAUAAUUGUAUCAAUAAUCACUACUGUGUUAACCACUUAUGUUGUUUUUUAAAAUAAAUAAAAAUUCAUCCACUCAUAAUAAAAAUGGAAGUCCUUUAAUUUUGUUACAAUAUAUCAUUUAUGGAUUUGCAUCAUCAGUAGUUACUGUAAUAGAUUACAAUGUACAUGUUGGUGUAUUUCUUGAAGAAAAUGUUUUGCAUUUGUACAGUAUGGUAGCUUGGCUAUUUUGUUGUUGCUUGAUGCACGAUUUAAUAAGCUAUCACUAUGGAAUUGUUUAUUUUGCAAUGUGAAGCAAAUUAUUGUAUGCAGUAAUUUUAUGUUUCCUAUUUGUCUUGACACUUGAUUCAUUAUUUCAAAACAGCUGGCUUUGAAAGUGAUAAAUUUAAAUUGGGCUUUCAGGAAGACAGAUUCAUGUAAUGCAGGAUAAACACAAUUUUAUGUGAAAUAUACUGAUAGAUAGUGAUUAACAGAUUAACCAGUACUGUGCUGAUACAAAAACCGUCUCAAUAAUUUUAGAACAAAGUACAUGUGCAUGUAGUUAAAAUGAUCGAUACACAUUAAAUUAUAUGAAAGUUC